This is a messenger RNA of Penicillium verrucosum, 534 nucleotides long. RefSeq lists its product as uncharacterized. Lineage: Eukaryota; Fungi; Ascomycota; Eurotiomycetes; Eurotiales; Aspergillaceae. Bases 1 to 534 code for a protein of 177 amino acids. The record is from RefSeq and is a predicted model, not a curated record. The transcript is spliced from 3 exons.
AUGACCGCGUAUGCAAGUUGUUCCGGGGGUGCCUGGCUCACCAUCUGCACUCUAGCCAAUGCCUUUUGUAACGACUUUUUUGCCUUUGUCACGAUGCGGGCUUUAGCUGGUCUUGGAGGGGCAUUAAUUAUGCCUAACGCAGUGGCUAUGAUAUCCAGUACCAAUCCCCCCGGUCGCGUGCGAAAAUUUGAGUCUGGGUUUCUUUGGUGCGUCGGUCCCAUUAGGAGGAUAUUUUGGGACAUUGUUCUUGGGUGCCUUUCUACAUCGGACAGAAUGGAAGUGGCUUUUCGUCUUCAUGUAGGUGAUACAUUCUGUGGACCCCGGAGCAGAAGUACUAAUAAUGCCUUGAUCACACAGUGCCUGUCUCGGUGUGAUCACAUUCACUCCUCUCUGGGCUUUGAGUCCGCGAGAACCUCCGGUCGAUCGUCAUGGAAAGAUCGACUGUAUUGGAUCGGCUCUUGGAACAAGCUCAUUGAUUCUGUUCAGCUUUGUUUGGAAUCCAGUACCAAGUGUCGGUUGGUCAACCUCCUAUGA